Molecule: messenger RNA, 378 nt
Organism: Monascus purpureus
Lineage: Eukaryota; Fungi; Ascomycota; Eurotiomycetes; Eurotiales; Aspergillaceae
Source: the annotation of a GenBank genome assembly
AUGUCGACAUCCAAGGUCAAGGCCGGUCAGCUCUGGGGAAAGAGCAAGGAUGAGCUCACCAAGCAGUUGGAGGAACUGAAGACCGAGCUGAGCCAGCUCCGCGUCCAGAAGAUUGCUGGUGGUGCUUCGUCCAAGCUUCAGAGAAUUCACGACGUCCGCAAGUCGAUCGCUCGCGUUCUCACCGUCAUCAACGCCAACCAGCGCGCCCAGCUCCGUCUGUUCUACAAGAACAAGCCGUACCUCCCUCUUGACCUCCGUCCCAAGCUCACUCGCGCUCUCCGCCGACGACUCACCAAGCACGAGGCCACAGCCGUCACUGAGAGGCAGAGGAAGAAGCAGAUCCACUUCCCCCAGAGGAAGUAUGCUAUCAAGGCUUAA